Coccinella septempunctata (seven-spotted ladybird) is the source of this 1058-nucleotide messenger RNA. RefSeq names its product peptidoglycan-recognition protein 1-like. The record is from RefSeq and is a predicted model, not a curated record. Gene Ontology annotation, biological process: peptidoglycan catabolic process. NCBI's taxonomy places the organism in Eukaryota, Metazoa, Arthropoda, Insecta, Coleoptera, Coccinellidae. Gene Ontology annotation, molecular function: N-acetylmuramoyl-L-alanine amidase activity; zinc ion binding. The coding region runs from base 207 to 944 and encodes 245 amino acids. The transcript has 4 exons.
GGUAUAUCAACAAGACCAUGCCAGUGUGCUCCAUGGAAUCGAAUUAGAAGUUCCAAAAGUGAUAUAGCAAAAUUUACACGAAGCGGUUAAGGCUGUAAGAAAUGUAACUCCGAAUGUUUCUUCUGCGAAGGGCAGAGAUUUGUGUUCUUUUUUAUGAGUGAUUAUCUGUUUUUUUCUUCUUUGUGGUUUCUUCUGAUGGGUAAAUCAUGUUUUAUAAUUCGAAUCCACCACCAACAAGAACUUGUAGGGUUUGUAUGAUGAAAUAUAAUUACAUCAUCAACGAUAUUGCAUCCGAAACAACACCUCUCAUCUACGGACCAACUAAAAAAAAAAGAUGUACGGACGGACAUGCCGUAUUCUUUUUAGGAACCCUAACCUUCCUGCUGUUUCUAGGAAUGACAAUCGGUUUCCGAUUGCUCAUAGUUGAAUACAGAGAAGCAGAACCAUCAUACGUGAUUUCGCUAGCUUCAAGACACAAUUGGAGAGCAGUUCGUGUAGAUAAGAACGAAGAUCUGGCACCACCGUGCAACAAACUCAUACUGGUCUUCACCAACAGUCCAACUUGUUACGACCAGCAGAAUUGCACCAAGGAGAUACGAAGUUUACAAGAACGUAGUUUGCGUGAGAAUGAUAGAGAUCUACCUUACAAUUUCAUCAUAGCUAAUGAUGAUCGAAUCUACGAAGGUAGAGGUUGGCAUUAUGCUCCAGACAUAUCGCCUUAUAGUGACAAUUCCACAUUGGCAUUUGCAUUUUUGGGCUACCCUGGAGUAACCAAUCUAACCUCAACUCAGAAAGAUCAGCUGAUCAUCUUAGUAAACCUCGCCAUCUCCCAUCACAAACUCCACCACUGCUUCCGUGUGAUGACUAGACCAGAGGAGAAACCACAACUUCAAGAAGUCACCGAUCGGAUUCAGGAGACAAUCUUAGAUACUGCCUGUGGCUGACUGAAUUUCUCUUUCAAUUUAUUGAGGGGAAAUUUUAUUUUGAUUCUUGUGAUGACUUUUACAAAUUGUAUUUUUUUACAUUGAUUUUGACUAAAUAUAUAUUUUUGUAAUGUA